This is a messenger RNA of Diplodia corticola, 1326 nucleotides long. RefSeq names its product fad dependent oxidoreductase. Bases 1 to 1326 code for a protein of 441 amino acids. The transcript has a single exon. Gene Ontology annotation, molecular function: FAD binding; monooxygenase activity. The record is from RefSeq and is a predicted model, not a curated record. NCBI's taxonomy places the organism in Eukaryota, Fungi, Ascomycota, Dothideomycetes, Botryosphaeriales, Botryosphaeriaceae.
AUGUCUUCACCCAUCACGUCCAACAUCGUCAUCAUCGGCGGCGGCCUCGCAGGCCUCACCCUGGCCCUCUCCCUCCACCAACGCGGCAUCCCCUGCACCAUCUACGAAGCCCGCCCCGAGUCGGCCUCGACCCCCGGCGCGCUGAUGCUCUCGCCCAACUCCCUCCGCAUCCUCGACCGCCUCGGCAUCUACGCCCACAUCCGCUCCCAGGGCUACAACUUCCAAACCGUCGCCUUCAAAAACGCCGCCGAAGAAACCACCGACCUCUACCACCUCGGCGGCACCGCCCACUACGACUACGACUGCCUCCGCCUCUACCGCCAGACCCUCCUCCUCGCCCUCCGCGCCGCCGCCGCCGCCGCCAACAUCCCCAUCCACUACUCCCACAAAUUCUCCCACAUCAUCACCCCCACCGACCCCUCCACCAACGCCAUCACCUUCGCCCUCACCACCCCGGGUACCCCCCUCACCACCACCACCCUCACCGCCUCCCUCCUCAUCGCCGCCGACGGCAUCCACUCCAAACUCCGCACCACCCACGUCGCCCCCUCCGCCCUCGCCACCUACGCCAACACCCUCGCCAUCACCUUCGCCACCUCGCGCGCCCGCGCCCUGCUCCCCGCCACCCACCCCACCUCACCCGUCGCCAUCCACGGCCCCCGCGGCGCCUUCGUCCUCGCCCCGCAGUCGGCCGACGGCGUCUCCGCCCUGCUCGCCGGCACGCAGGUCGCGAACUACCCGGAGCAGACGCGCGCGGGGUGGGAAGAGCUGGGGAAGGAUGAGGAGAGGUUGGUGGGGAUGUUGAGGGGGGAGGGGUGGGAGGGUGGUGUCGAUGGGGAUGGUGGUGGUGUGGGGGAGAAGGCGGAUGCGUGGCCCCCGACCGUGAGGGCUGCGCUGCGGGAUAUCCCGCGCGACUCGCUGGCCAUCUGGCCGUACUACAGCGUGCCGCGGCUGGAGAGCUGGGCGGACGAGCGGGCGCGCGUGGUGGUGGUGGGGGAUGCGGCGCAUGCGAUUCCGCCGACGGCGGGGCAGGGGGCCAGUCAGGCGUUGGAGGACGCGGUGACGUUGGCGGAGGUGGUGGGGGAGUUUGAGGGGGGUGCUGGGGAGGGGGAGUGGGCGGCGGCGGUGGGGAGGUGGCAUCGGUAUAGGCAGGGGAGGGUGGAUCGCGUGGUCGAGUUGACGAGGCGGUUGAAUAAUACGAGGUUGCCGGCGGAGGAGAGGGCGAAGCUGGGGGAGGGGGAGGUGUGGAAGAGUGGGGGCGAGGGGGAGUUGGCGUGGCUGUAUAAUGCGGAUGUUGUGGAGGAGUUGAGGGCGUUUGAGGGGUAG